Molecule: messenger RNA, 942 nt
Organism: Purpureocillium takamizusanense
Lineage: Eukaryota; Fungi; Ascomycota; Sordariomycetes; Hypocreales; Ophiocordycipitaceae
Product: Pyridoxal 5'-phosphate synthase
Exons: 1
Coding region: 1-942 (313 amino acids)
Molecular function (GO): FMN binding
Source: RefSeq, a predicted model, not a curated record
AUGAACGCACAGAGCGCAGCGGUCCGUCGCACAACGCAGACACUCAACCACAUCCGCGGACGCCAUCAUCACGCCAUGGGCAGCCCCGUGCCAGCCGAUCCCCCCUGGCGGGCGACCUUCUUGUCCCACAUCCAGCGCAUGGAGUCGCCCGUCUUCGCCCUCAGCUCCCUGCGCCAGGUCGACCGCGCCUCAUCAUCAGCAUCAUCAUCACCAUCAACAACAUCGCCGUUGUCGUCGCAGCACGUUGCCGCCGCGCCCCGGGUCCGCACCGUCGUCUUCCGCGGCUUGUGGGCGGCGCUCAGCGUGAACCCCAAGAACCCCGCGGAGCGGAACCCGGACACGUUCACGUCGCAUCUGCCCACUUUCACGACGGACGCUCGCAUGGACAAGAUGCCCGAGCUGGAGGGGGAGUCGACGGCGGCGGCAGGGAGCGAUGGGGGACGCGGCGGAACCUACCAGUCUGGCGGCGGCGGCCUCGUCGAGGGUGUCUUCUGGGCCGAGGAGGACCGGACGCAGUGGCGCCUCCGGGGCCGAGCCUACGUUCUCGGGCCGGACAUCGACUCGGAGACGGGGGCCCCGGUGCGAGCCGCGCUGGAGCCGCACAUGCGGCGCGUCAACGGCGGCACGGCCGGUCCCUGGAGCUGGAGCCGCGAGGUGACGGCGCACUUCGGCAACCUGGGCCCGCUCAUGCGAGGAACGUUUCGGAACCCGCCGCCGGGGACGCCGCGCAGCCAGGAGCCCGGCCAGGGCCUGGGUCCGGGCCAGCGGGUGGAGGACCUCGAGGACGAGGUGGCGAGGCGCAACUUCCGCGUCGUGGUGAUUGUCCCUGACGAGGUCGACCGGGUGGACCUGUCGGACCCGGAAAAUGGCCGGAGAUGGAACUACAAGCUGGAGGACGAGGACGGCUCGGAUAGCUGGAAGGUGACGGAGUUGUGGCCGUGA